ACUGAAGCAGUCAACCCAAUGGGCUCAAGGAGAUUAGUGCAGGGAAGGAGGGUCGCUGGGGCAGAAGGGGAUUUUGGGUCCGAACACAAAGGCAGUAGAGGAGGAGUCACGGGGAAGGGAAAGGGAGCGAAGAAGGGUAGUGGGGGGGGUUGAUGAAUCAGCUCUCUUUUGUUGUGCAAAUGGUACUAGCGACUGUUUCGGCCCAAGAGGCUUGUGAUUGGUGGGCUGGUUUAAAUUGUAAGGUGCAUUUCAGGCGGAUGGCUGUUGCUGCCAGACUUUGAACUGUCACUGGGGGCGGAGUGGGAGGGAAACCAUGGCUGAGAAAGACAACAUGGGGAAGGCAGAGCACACUUUUUGAAGCUGGAGUUUACAAAGAAACAUUUAUGUUCCUGAAGAUGUUCACAUGUGUUUGUGUAAUAUGUGGCAGCAUCUUUUGUUUAAACUUAUUGAGUGCAAUUAUUGAUCAUUAUUUGAAUGUUACAUAAGGGCAUUGAUGUUUUGCAUGGUCACCUGCCAUACUGUAUAAUUAUAUAGCUCACCAUUUCUCCAAAUGUAAUCUUAAAGUUAAUGAACCUAAAGGAGCAGAUGAAGAUUAUUAAAAGCAAAUCUGAAAACAGUUUGAACUUUGAAAGAGGAUUUAGGACAACUUGCUUCCUCGUCAUUUCCGAAUACUACUGUGGAAAAUGAUGACUGUUAGAAUUAUCAACAAAAUAAAUACAAUGACAAAUAGUAUAGUGUCAUCAACAUUUCAUUUAAUUAAAAGAAAGAAUCAUUGUCACACUGGUAGGGUAAUAUAAAUAUCAGAUUAUCUUUAUGUCUCAUAAAGAAUUUAAUCAUGCUGUUUUCUCUUUUUGUUCCUUGUGUUGAAUGGAAGAUCUGAAUGAAUGACUAAUCCAUCUCUCUUGUCUUCGUUUUAAAUGUAGUCCACUCCAAAAUUCCAGUCCACGUUUUUCCAAAAAUCCACUGGUCCCACACUAGUCUUUUGAAAGGACACAGUGCUUGAUGUAGUGGAGGGUACUUGCCCACGCUAGUGAAGUUGUUGGGAGAUUUUCUCUGGAAACCACACUGCUGGGACUAACUCUGACUUAUGUUACGCCUGUGUCCUGUGCCAUGGAUGUCAAGAGCCUGAUGGAGUACUGUUCUGGAGAAAGUGGCAAGAUUUUGUGAAGAAGCUGACAACGUGGUUUCAGAAUCUGAAACUGAAGUCAUCCAAUUCUUCAUCCCCCUGUGUCCCUGCGGCUCUUACCAUGAGCUCCAGGGUGGCGAACAGGAAAGGAGAUCCUCAGUACCGCCGGCACUUCCUGACAGACAACAGCACCUUUCAUGUGGAGCGAUGCAUGAGUGUGAUGCAGUCGGGGACCCAGAUGGUGAAGCUCAAGGCAGGAUCCAAAGGGCUGGUGAGACUUUUCUACCUGGAUGAUCAUCGCUCCUGCAUUCGCUGGAGGCCCUCACGCAAGAGUGAGAAGGCCAAGAUCACCAUUGACUCGCUUUACAAAGUGACUGAGGGCGGUCAAUCGGACAUUUUCCACCGUCAUGCAGACAGCAGCCUUGACCCAGCCUGCUGUUUCACGGUGUAUCAUGGAAACCACAUGGAGUCCCUUGAUCUGGUGACCACAAAUGCAGAAGAAGCCAGGACCUGGAUAACUGGCCUCCGUUACCUGAUGGCUGGGAUCAGUGAUGAGGACUCGCUGGCCAAACGGCAGCGCACACACGACCAGUGGCUAAAACAGACAUUUGAGGAGGCUGAUAAGAACGGAGACGGUUUCCUGAACAUUGAAGAGAUAUACCAACUUCUCCAUAAGCUGAAUGUCAAUCUGCCACGGAGGAAGGUCAAACAAAUGUUCCAGGAAGCAGACACGGACGAUCAGCAGGGCACGCUGACCUACGAAGAGUUCUCUGUCUUCUACAAGAUGAUGUCUCUGAGACGGGACCUGUUCCUGCUGAUGAUGGCGUACAGUGACAGGAAGGAUCAUCUUACAGCCGAGGAGCUGGCCAACUUACUACGCAAUGAGCAGAAGAUGACCAAUGUGACUCCAGAGUAUGUUGCAGAAAUCAUUGACAAGUUUGAGAUGUCCGAUGAGAACAAACAAAUUGGUGUCAUGGGGAUUGAAGGUUUUACAAGUUUCAUGCGCAGUCCAACGUGUGACAUUUUCAACCCUUUGCACCACGAGGUGAACCAGGACAUGGAUCAGCCUCUGUGUAACUAUUUCAUCGCCUCCUCUCAUAACACAUACCUGACUGGAGACCAGCUCCUCUCCCACUCCAAGACUGACAUGUAUGCCUGGGUGCUGCAGUCCGGCUGCCGCUGCGUAGAAGUGGAUUGUUGGGACGGACCUGAUGGAGAGCCGAUGGUCCAACACGGAUAUACUCUGACCUCCAAGAUACCGUUCAAGUCUGUCAUAGCGACCAUCAAUAAAUAUGCCUUUGUUAAUAACCAGUUCCCAGUAAUUCUGUCCAUAGAAAACCACUGUAGCAUCCAGCAGCAGAAGAAGAUCGCUCAGUACCUGCGAGAAAUCUUUGGAGACAAACUGGACGUGAGAGAUGCACUGAGCAGGGACUCAAAAACAUUACCCAGUCCUCAGAGGCUGCAGGGCAAGAUCCUCAUCAAAGGGAAAAGUCUCCCUGCCUAUCUGUCUGCGGAUGCAGAGGAAGGAGAAGUAUCUGAUGAUGACAGCGCUGAUGAAAUUGAGGACGACUUCAAGCUCAAGAGUAGUAAUGGAAACGGUAAUCACAAGGUAGAGUCCGACAUCAGAAAGAAACUGGACUCUCUAUUGAAAGAAUCUCGAAUCGGAGACAAGGAAGACACAGACAGUUUCAGCAUCCGUGCUCUGCUCCGAGCUACGCAUCAGGGCCUUCAGAAGAACCUGCGGCAGGGGUCCAAAGGAGUUCUGAAGAAAUCUCAAAGCAGAUCCUUACUCACGACGCUCAAACAGAAGAGACACUCCAAAUCCAGGCUGUCAUGCCAAAGCGUGGACAAAGAGGAUGAUGUUCAGGAGACUGGAAACAGGAGGGAGGCCGGAGGACAGUUCAACAGGGGUGGAAGGAAGAGGAAGACGAUGAAACUGAGUAGAGAUCUGUCAAACCUGGUGGUGUUCACCAACUCUGUUGCCUCACAGGAGUGCCUAAAUGAAGGUACUCCAGGUGACGUUCUGUCCUUCAGCGAGACCAGAGCGCAAUCUCUGGUCAAUCACAGAGCCGAACAGUUCCUGGCUUUUAACCAGAGGCAGCUGUCAAGGAUUUAUCCCUCAGCCUAUCGCAUCGACUCGUCCAAUUUCAACCCCCAGUUCUACUGGAACGUGGGCUGUCAGUUGGUCGCUCUUAACUACCAGACGGAGGGGAGGAUGAUGCAGCUCAACAGAUCCAAGUUCAUGGUUAAUGGAGGAAUUGGCUACGUUCUCAAGCCUCCUCCCAUGUGUAAAGGCUCCUUCAACCCAUUCAGUGAUGACCCGCUCCCAGCCUACCCCAAGAAGCAACUCAUCCUCAAGAUCAUUAGUGGACAGCAGUUGCCUAAACCACCAGACUCCAUGCUGGGUGACCGUGGAGAGAUUAUUGAUCCAUUCGUCGAAGUAGAGAUCAUCGGACUGCCCAUCGAUUGCUGCAAGGAACAAACACGAGUGGUUGAUGAUAACGGUUUUAAUCCAGUAUGGGAGGAGACUCUGUCCUUUACCCUUCACAUGGCUGAGGUAGUUUUGGUGCGUUUCCUUGUAUGGGACCAUGACCCAAUUGGACGGGACUUUAUUGGACAGCGGACGGUUGCUUUCAGCAGCCUGAUGCCUGGUUACAGACAUGUUUACUUGGAGGGGCUGACUGAGGCUUCCAUCUUUGUGCAUGUGUCAGUGCAUGAUGUCUAUGGAAAGUGGAGCCCUCUAGUCCUGAACCCCAGCUUUACCAUAAUGCACUUUCUAGGAUCUAACAAGGGUCAUCAGCUGCGAGGUAUCCGAGGUUUGUUUAGCCGAUCAUCAAAGUCCUCAGUGGAUACAAACUCAGGUGGCCUUCGGAAACGCUCCAUCAGUGAUCACCUUCUGCGACGCACAGCAAGUGCCCCAGCAAAGGGACGGAAGAAGACAAAAAUGGGGCUGUCAGAGUCAGAGGCUUCAAUUUCAGACCAAAGGAACUGCACGGAAGCAGAAGCAAGAGCAGAGGGCAUGUCAGGGAAGGAAGGAGUUGUGGAGAAGCGUUUCCAGCCACGAGUCCCCCUCACCCACAGACCUAUCUCCAUGCCCUUAGACAGGCUUAUGCAAGGGCAAUUAUCCAUCUGCUCUCCAGACAAGGAACUGCAUGAUAUUGGCUCAGACUCAGGCAUUGGAGUUUGCCCCUUCAACAGGCCCAGGUCUUCCUCUUUGGAGCCUUUCUUCGAAUCGUCAUUCUCUAUUCAAACAAACAUCUCUUCCCCUUCUAAGACAUACAUCAAAAGAAAUAAAGAAUUUGACCAAUCAGAGGAGGCUUCUUAUCUGGUUGGAAGAGAAGGGAGUAAGGAAGAGGAAUAUGCCAAUUACCAGUCCAAAGACAGUGGAGUUAACAAAGCGAACAACAUCUCAAUGAGAGAAGAGAGAAAGUGUUGCGUCUCACCUUCCUGGAACAGCCCAUUGAAAUCAGAUAAACAAGAAACAUCAUCAAAUAGCGCAACAGUCACAUCUGCUCCUUUGAUCUCUGCAUCCUUUUCCUCUAACCCCUCCUCUUUGCGCCCUCUUUCUCCUAUCAGUGGGGACUGCAAUCUGAAGAGUCCCAGCUCUUUGCAUGACAGCGCCAUCUCCAGACUCAUUGAUGCUGUGUCCUUGGACAAUGAGCAAGACACAUGUGGCUCUAUUUCUGCUCUGAUUGGUCAAUUUGAAAGCACUGUUGCACAGAAUGAUUCACACACAUCAUCUCAUGAUCAUACCCCUCUCCGUCAUUCAAACAUCAGGCCUACCACUCCUAAAGAGCUGCGAGAUUUAAGGACUCCUCUGAAUACAAGUACUGCAACUUCUUACAGGAAACACCUAACAAGUCCCCAAAAAGUAGCUCAAAAAACGAAUCAUGAAAUCCAUUCACCACGUAAGAUUUCCCAGGCAGAUGCACUUGCUCAAGCUGUCCUGUCCAGCCCAGAAACUGCAGAGCUAGAGGAUGUCUACACCAUUCUGGAUGAGGAAGUGCUGUUGCCUGUAUCGGUGUACAACCUUCGCAAACAGACGGUCCAUGUUCAGGCAGACGCUGGGGAGAGCACAUCCUCAAACAGCUUGGGGUCCUCUCCAGCAAAGUUUGUCCAAGGUUCAAAGAAAGGGCACAAUGUGAGCUGGGAGGAUAUGAACAGAAAACGAGCUGGCAAUGAAAAAAUUGAGGAGGCAGAGGAAAGUGUAUACGAGGAAGUGUAUGAUCCCCCAGCACUAGCAUUAGUACCAGAGAUAGAGCAGGGUAUUUCUAAAAGGUACAAUAGCUCCUCAGUAAACAACAACCAAUUCCAGUUCCUCCAUGACUCAGCUGGGAUUGCUUUUGCAGAAGUAGAGAUAAAUGUCGAUGAGGAUCCAUUGGACAUUAUGACUUCGCCAAGAAAUGGUAGCCAACUGGAGGGACUACUAAGUCCAACCAAAAGACAGGCUAUUUACGAAAACCAUGAGUCCACUCCCAACUACUACCAACAAAGGCAGCCUUCGUCACACUGCUAUCCUCAACAGCAGUACCCCUCGCAAGCAUUUUCACAGUGUCCCUCCCCAAUUAAUCAAGCUUCCUAUCAGCUGCCCAACCACCAGAACAACUCCCAGCUUCACAGACCAUACAAGUGCAGAGCCUCCAAUCCUAGUCCGCUGCGUCAGAACAUCUUCCCGGUAUCUCAAAACAAUUCUGAUGCCUUUAACAACAGCAGAGACUUCAGCAGUUCCUCCAAACAACGGAUGAGCUAUAGUGGCAGCCAGAUACCAAACCGGCCUCAUCAAGAUUGGCAAAGGUAUAAACAGAUGGAGAUGGAGCAAGUAAGGCAUACUGGUUUCUUUUCUUCUGAAUGUCUCCCUGGCCAAUCUGUCUUGUCUACAAACAUCAGUAGAGACAGAGGCCUAUAUCUCCCUUCUUCAGACUGCGAUGCAGUGUACAGCCAUCUGGACUAUGACUGCAUUACCCCCUCCUCAGAGUCUUCUCAAAACACCCAGCCACACUGCCAAAGUCUAACACAAUCAUACACACCAACUCAUUCGGUGAGCCAUAAGGUCUCGCCUGCUACUACAAAGCAUCAGUCACAGCCUGAAUCCAGGCAAUCUCUUCAUUUAAAUGUAUGCCCUUUAUCAACUCGACCGCAGUCUGGUACAAUAGACCCCAAAGCCCCCAGCCCAUGCAAGUCCAAGUCCCUUGGAGACCUGACCUCUGAAGACAUAUCUUGCAACUUCCAGAGCAAAUACCACAUAAUUAGCCGUAGUUUUAUCACUCCCCAUAUGAGGAAGCAAAAGAGGAUUGGCGCCAUGGGAGAGGGAACUUUCCAAUCACAGUCUUGUGAUCCACUUACAGAACAGCUCCGUAAGUUGGUCAGUUUAGAAGUGGAUGACAGUGACAGAGAUAGACCCCGGCCUCCUCAGUUGUGUCAGGCAGCAAACACCCCACUGUCACAGCCACAGGCAACCAGUGUAGCUCCUGUUGUUCCUAGGGAUAUAGAUGAUUCACCUCCACCACUUACCCGGCGCCUAUCUUCACGGAGCCAAAGCAGAGUGCGUCACAUCAAUAGUCGGGCUCGCGAAAGACAGCAAGAGGCUCUAAAGCCAAGGGCAGAUGUGAUGAUCAAUAGUACCUCCAGCAUUGGUGGAGUGGUAUUGAGGAAUAAACCAGCCUCACAGAAUCCACCAGCUAACAGACACUCCACUGGUUCUUAUAUAGCAGGCUACCUUGGUCAUUUGGAGGACAGGGGACUUCCUGAAGGAGCCUGUACCUCAUUACGUUAUGGAAACGGGGAUCAUUAUGGAGAUCGGUACUAUACAGAUGACUCACUUCCACCUGGUGAUGCAAAUCACUCUGCGUCAGAGCCGGAGGUGUACUUUCUGCUUAGACUGUAACUCUGACCAUGACCUUAAAUUAGGUUAACAAUCAAACAAUGAUUCUUGAUAAUUUUCAAUUACACCAAAUGCCAGAAGAUCAAGGAAAUAAAUACAUCCCGUUGUUUGUUCUAAAGUUCACAGACCAGUAGGUCUUCAUUAUAACUGUCAAAUAAAUCUUAACCUGGGCUUUUUCUAGAGAAAGAUACAGUCUGUUCAAUGUAAGUGAGACCUCACAUGUAUUCCAGGGUUGGAUCUGACAGCAUGAAUUUCCUGUAUGAAAUGUCCACUAUUCAAUAGUGAAUGGUCUUUCUAGUCUGGCAGUGUAUUGUUUAUAUUCUGCUUGAUGUGUAUGUACUUGGGGACUUUAACUUCCUUCCAAAUGGCUUCCUAGACUGAUUGUGCAGAUAUGUGUUCUCUUAGUCCCUGUGAUGUACUGUCAAAAAUGUGUAAAUUGACUAUGAAGCAAAGAAAAGAGAGGGAAUGUCUUUCUAUGUAUUAUGUGAAUGUGUUGUAUAAUCCAACAGCUACUUUUAAUAGAUGGGGUUCCUCCUUUCAAAGAUAAAAUGUAAGUCUUCCUUCUCUUUUUAGUGGUAUUCCUUUAAUUGUGUACUGUGUUAACAUUUCUGUCAUUGUUUUUAAUCUGAGAUCGGUUUUUGUUGAGAACAAACUCUAACUGUACAUUUAUGUUUGUGCAUGUCACCUGUGAACAUGUCAAGCAUGACUAUGCACAAAUUUAUACAAUAGAUGUUGCAUCGCCCAACAUUUGCACAGAGAAAGAGUUGGAUAAACGGAGGACAUCGGCGUGUUUGUAUUAGUUGCAAUUACAUAAACUUCCAUGCUUGGACUUGGUGUUUUCCAUGAUUUCUAAAAUAUGAAAGAAAUAGGAUUAACAUUUGAAGUUGAAGUUUUUAUUUUAUUUUAUAGUUGCUUUGAUACAGACUGCAAAAAUAAGCCCUUGUUGGAAAUAGUUGUUGAAUUUUAUCAGAACUUAAAGAAAACAGACACUACAGUAAAGCGUGGAGGUGAGGAUUUUUUAAAAAUUGUUUCAGUGUUACGCCAUCCUUUUCUCUUUGUAAUUUUGCUCAUCGGAGGAC
Molecule: messenger RNA, 8086 nt
Organism: Eleginops maclovinus (Patagonian blennie)
Lineage: Eukaryota; Metazoa; Chordata; Actinopteri; Perciformes; Eleginopidae
Gene: plch1
Product: phospholipase C, eta 1
Exons: 24
Coding region: 1248-7010 (1920 amino acids)
Biological process (GO): release of sequestered calcium ion into cytosol; lipid metabolic process; phosphatidylinositol-mediated signaling
Molecular function (GO): calcium ion binding; phosphatidylinositol-4,5-bisphosphate phospholipase C activity
Source: RefSeq, a predicted model, not a curated record